AUGCGUGCUGCUCAAAAGCACCCAACAGCCAUUACAUUGGAACCGUUGGUGAAGUUCACACAGAAGCAGCUAUGUCAAACUCCGCGCAAUAAGCUGGUCCAUUUAUGUGAUCAAAGCUAUGGUUCGAGCAUCCUUUCCAAAAUUGUGCAUGAUACUGGGCCCAUCCUUGCGGGGAGAUCCCUUGACGGAAUUAACACGAUAAUGCUUCAGCACCUACUCCCCAUCAUUGAUGACAUGGGCAACUAUGAGACUGUUGAUUUGAAUGCAUGGCUUCGGCAUACCAUUACUAGUGUCAGCACAAAUGCAACAUAUGGAAAUUUGAACCCAUUCAAAAAUCGACACAUUGAAGACACAUUCUGGGAACUCGAACGUAAUGUGGCCCUACUACUGGCCAGCAUUUUGCCAUGGAUACUUGCCCCUAAGACCUGGAAGGCACGCAAGACUUUGUGUGCUGCGUUCAAAACUUAUUUCGACCUCGGCGGUCAUGAAGACGGCUCGGAGCUAGUAGCCAUGCGAUAUAGGUCAUUCCUGGGGGCUGGACUUACUCACGAAGAAAUAGCAUAUGCGGAAAUGCCCCUAAUUGUAGGAUUACUAGCAAACACCGUUCCUGCCGCAUUCUGGGUUCACUUUGAGCUUUUCUCGAGACUACAACUGCUCGAAGAGGUACGCGAAGAGAUAGAGCAGAACGCCCUCAAGAUCGCACCCGACGGUACGCAUAUCAUUGAUGUAGGGUACUUUCGCGAUGAUUGUCCACUUCUGCUCUCGGUGUACCAAGAGGUUCUACGGACAAGGUCAACAAUGGUAACCAUCCGGGUCGUGACACAGGAUGUUGUCCUCGCGGACAAAUAUUUUCUCCGUUCUGGAACCAUGCUCUUCAUGCCAGCGAAGCAAUUAGGCCGAGAUCAGAGCGCUUGGGGAAAUUCGGCUGACGAGUUCGACGGACGAAGGUUCAUGAGAUCCACUACAACAACCGAGAAUAAUGGUGGCAAGAAAAAGGAGGCCCGGCGCAUCGGCAGAUUCAUGGCAUUCGGUGUUUCUCCCUCAAUCUGCCCAGGACGCCACUUUGCCACUAGUGAGAUCUUGGCACUGGCAGCUAUGAUUGCCUUACGAUACGAUGUUGCUCCGGUCGAUGGGUCCUGGAAUGCGCCACCGAAAGUGAAAUCGGCAACCAUAUCCAACAUGUGUCCGGUUGAGGGAAUGUUCCCCGUGACCGUGAAAAAGAGACAGAAGUAUGAUGGGAAGUCGUGGCAGUUCGAAGUCACUGAAGGUAAAGGGCAGUUCAAUUUGGCUGUGGGUUAG
Penicillium psychrosexuale is the source of this 1299-nucleotide messenger RNA. Its product is annotated as cytochrome P450. NCBI's taxonomy places the organism in Eukaryota, Fungi, Ascomycota, Eurotiomycetes, Eurotiales, Aspergillaceae. The record is from RefSeq and is a predicted model, not a curated record. Bases 1 to 1299 code for a protein of 432 amino acids. The transcript has 2 exons. Gene Ontology annotation, molecular function: heme binding; monooxygenase activity; oxidoreductase activity, acting on paired donors, with incorporation or reduction of molecular oxygen.